Scomber scombrus (Atlantic mackerel) is the source of this 2900-nucleotide messenger RNA. RefSeq names its product transmembrane protein 120B (gene tmem120b). Gene Ontology annotation, biological process: fat cell differentiation. Gene Ontology annotation, cellular component: membrane. The coding region runs from base 41 to 1057 and encodes 338 amino acids. NCBI's taxonomy places the organism in Eukaryota, Metazoa, Chordata, Actinopteri, Scombriformes, Scombridae. The transcript has 12 exons. The record is from RefSeq and is a predicted model, not a curated record.
AGAAGCCGUCCCCUUCGCUGCAUCACCCACUUGAACCACGAUGUCUAAACCGAAGUUUCAGACGGAGUGGGAGGAAAUUGACGAUGAAUAUCAACAAUUACAGGAAACUCACAAAAUAUACAGACAAAAACUUGAGGAGCUCACCAACCUCCAAACAACAUGCAGCAAUGCUAUCAGUAAACAGAGAAAAUGUCUAAAAGACUUGAGGUACAGUAUGAAAAAGUGUGCACAAACAUGUGAUGAAAAGCAACUUGAACAAAUAAAAGACAUCCAAACACAAAUCAAAGAGAAAGAAAAUGUGUUCUUUGAUAUGGAAGCAUAUUUGCCAAAGAAAAACGGGCUGUAUCUGAAUUUGGUCCUGGGCAAUGUAAACGUUACGCUUCUCAGCAACCAGGCAAAAUUUGCUUACAAAGACGAAUAUGAGAAGUUCAAGCUUUAUAUGACGAUAAUCCUGAUGUUUGGAGCCAUAACCUGCCUCUUCUUUCUCAACUGUCGUGUCACUGAUGAAAUCUUCAACUUUUUGCUGGUGUGGUACUAUUGCACAUUGACGAUAAGGGAAAGCAUCCUCAUGUGCAAUGGCUCCAGGAUUAAAGGGUGGUGGGUUUCUCAUCAUUAUGUGUCCACCUUCCUGUCAGGUGUGAUGCUUACCUGGCCUGAGGGGCCGAUGUAUCAGCUGUUCAGAAGCCAGUUCCUCGCUUUCUCCAUCUAUCAGAGCUUUGUUCAGUUCCUCCAGUAUUACUACCAGAGCGGCUGCUUGUACAGGCUGCGAGCUCUGGGCGAGAGAAAUCAACUGGACCUCACAGUGGAGGGAUUUCAGUCCUGGAUGUGGAGAGGACUCACAUUUCUAUUGCCAUUCCUGUUUUUUGGCCAUUUUUGGCAGCUGUACAAUUCGGUGACCCUGUUUCGCUUGGCAGGACAUGAGGACUGUAAGGAGUGGCAGGUGUUUAUGCUGGCGCUGACAUUUCUCGUCUUAUUCCUGGGAAAUUUCCUCACCACGGUAAAAGUCGUCCACCAGAAAGUUCAGAAAAACCAGGAAACGGUGCAAAAAAAUGACUGAGAAUAAACUCGCAGACAUUCCAGAUUCUUCAAAUGGGCCAGUAAUUUUUGAAGCAACACACACAAUCGCUUGACAGACUGACUGACCGCAGUACGAUCAGGUCGGGAGAAGACAACGUUGAAAACACCCUCACUCUCUCUCUCUCUCUCAGGCUUUGACGACCACAGCAGCGUCCAGCUAAAGCAUUCAGCCAAAAGGCUUUUUGCUUUCUAAAGACUCGUAGUCGUCGUUCGCUGCACAGUCAGUCCGGACGCAUAGUGAUGUUCGCCUGCUAGAUGAACAGUUUGUUGCUUUAUCCUGUACAGAAAAAGUGAGUGGAGAGAAUGUGUUUUAUUUGUGUCUGUGCGUUAAUCCGUCAGAGAGGCUUUGUUCAAAUCAUAUGCAACUAAACAAGAACAGAACAUAGUUUUCCUUUGAAGACCGAAGUCUGUCAUGUACAUACUUCAAACUUCUGUGAAGUAGUAAUGAUCAAACUGUCUCUGGCUAAAAAACUAAAUUGGACCUGUUCAAUUCUGCACUGCGCUUCAUUGCUUGAGAUUUUUUUACGUGUGGUACUCGGCUCCCUGUUGUGCUUUUUCACUGCUAACCACUAUUUUUUACUAGAAUUUUGUUCUUGAAAAAUGACAAAUGUAGGUCAAAACUUAAAAAAACUAAACUUAAAACCUGAUACUUGACUGCCCAAAACAACCUUCAUUUUCAGAAAAAAAAAAAUACCAUGUGUUUUAUUUUUCUCCGUCUGGAGUCUGUUGGCAGUUCUGCUUCGGUUUUCCUCGAAAGCGUCACGACUACAGAGAACUGCAACACUGUUUCUCCCUUCAGGCUACAUUUUAAAAAAGCCAUAACUGUUUUUUUUUUGUAUAAACGAAUGCAUAAACUAGGUUCUCUGGCUAAGUCACAGAAGCACGCACAAACUUGAACUGUCUCUACAAAAAAAAAACCCGUUGUUCCCAUUCAGAGGCGAGUCCAUAUGAGCUCCUUCUUUGUAGUUACACAUCUAUGUUCACAUUAACUUAAUGCUUACAAACUGUAAUAUAUACUUAAAUCUUAUUGGCGUAGGAAGAGCUUAAAGCUUGAACGUCUUUUUCACAAAACCCCUCAGGUUAGAGGUUAAGAGUUCAAAUUCAGUUUAACACUUGAAGUCCAGACAGAGUUUGGAUUUGUCUUCAACACGCUGGUUGUUCCCAUGUUCUUAUGUGGUGUUACACAAAUGUAUUAUGAUGCUGCUAUUGGCACUCGUACUGUAUGGCUAUGAUACAGAAUGAUGAUUCAAAAUGUGAUGGGUUAUUGUUUUUCUAAUUGCAGUCGGAAAAAAACUAAACUUAAUAUGUAUGAAUUAAUUUACGGGCAAAUGUGGCACUUCUGCUCUAGAUCACGGAAGUUUGUGUUUUGAGCAUUUUUUUACUUUUUUUUUGGGGGGGGGGGUUGCAAGGGUUCAGAUGGGUUCAAACAAGUUGAUCUGAUCAUGUCUUUGAUGUCUUCUUCUUCCCUUCAGCCUAUCACAGCAAAAAAAAUGCCCUACUUUUAUUUGGGAAAUCCAAAGACAAGUAGCACUGCAUUUAUGUCAUUCUCCUGAAGGGAAUCACAGUAUUUAUGUAUCAUGUUUAUUGAAGGGAAACGUACGGCUUACUACCGAGAUACAGACCAAACUGUUGUGAUGUGAUUGAGAGCUGCCAGAAUGCACAAAACAACUCGAUGUCCUCAUUUAUAUCAUGUAGCUGAUGUUUAAACAGUGUUUUCCUCCUUUUCAUUUCAGAAGUGUAACUGGUGCCUGAGUAGGAUCAGUAACGAGACAGUGACCAUUUCUCAAUCUGUAUACGUUGUUGUAAAAGAAAAAUAUUAAUAA